Molecule: messenger RNA, 3452 nt
Organism: Hyla sarda
Lineage: Eukaryota; Metazoa; Chordata; Amphibia; Anura; Hylidae
Gene: COL9A2
Product: collagen type IX alpha 2 chain
Exons: 32
Coding region: 328-2337 (669 amino acids)
Molecular function (GO): heparin binding
Source: RefSeq, a predicted model, not a curated record
CAUUCCAUGAAUUUUUUUUUAUUGACUAUGCUACAGGGGCUGUAAAGUUGGUGUAGUUCAUAAUAAAGUGUCUGUACCUGUGUGUGACCAUUUUCUCACAAUUCUUCUGUGAUUUUCACCCCAAUAUUUCUUUUUAACAGGGAGCCUGUCUGCUUCAAGGGAGGGGUGGCUGAUGUGUGGGAGGGAGGAAAAUGGAAUUAUGGGAUUUGUAGGCAAAGAAGAAAACUCAAAAAAGGAAAUGCCAGUUCACAAAAAGAUAGCCCAGUGUUAUGGUAAUCUCGCAACAUAGCCCUUUAGCCUAAAGACAAGUGCAGAUCCUUCCUAAGCAUGUCCAUUACUGCCUGCCAGACUGGUCCACCAGGUCCUCCAGGACCUCCUGGUGCACCAGGCCCCUCAGGAAUCCCGGGAUCAGAUGGCAUAGAUGGUGAUAAAGGGCCUCCAGGAAUCGGACCUGCGGGUGCAAAAGGAGAACCAGGCAUCCCUGGGCCAGAUGGACCACCUGGUGAAGCUGGAAUUGAUGGACUUAUUGGUGCUAAAGGAGAUCCUGGACCACCAGGCCGUUUUGGAUCAAAGGGCCAACCUGGACUUCCAGGGCCACCAGGAAAGCCAGGCCCUGGCAUUGCUGGACUUCCUGGCAAUCCAGGACCAGUUGGACUUCCUGGAGAAAUUGGAGCAACAGGACUAAAGGGUAUAAAAGGACCUCUUGGGCCUUCUGGACCACCUGGACCUCCUGGAAAACCAGGUCCAGCAGGGAGCAUCCAAGGCUUGGAAGGCAGUGCUGAUUUCCUGUGCCCAUCAAACUGCCCAGCUGGUCCAAAGGGUCCUCAAGGUCUUCAGGGGGUUAAGGGUCACAAAGGCCGUCCAGGUCCUCUUGGUGAAUCAGGACAACAAGGGAAACCUGGCCCAAAGGGAGAUAUUGGCAUUUCUGGAGAACAAGGAAUCCCGGGACCUACGGGUCCACAGGGUAUCCGUGGUUAUCCAGGAAUGAGUGGACCCAAAGGAGAAAUGGGUCCCACCGGAUAUAAGGGUAUGAUCGGAUCUGUUGGUGCAGCAGGGAAGCCUGGUGAGGAGGGGCCAAAAGGGCCUCCAGGAGAGCCGGGUGAAAAAGGAGACAGGGGUGCACGGGGAGUUAUUGGACAGAUUGGAUCAAUGGGACCAAAGGGCAAUAAUGGCCUACCUGGUAUUGAUGGCAAGGAUGGUACCCCAGGUAUUCCUGGAGUAAAGGGCAGCCCUGGACAAAAUGGCAUCCCUGGUUCUACUGGUCAUCAAGGUCUAUCUGGUUUACCUGGUCAGCCUGGAGCUAAAGGAGGAUUAGGGCAAAAGGGAGAGCCAGGCUCUCGUGGAGAACCAGGAUUCACUGGAGCACCGGGAAAGCAGGGAGAGAGAGGUCCACCUGGAGAAGCUGGUCCCAGAGGCAUUGUUGGUUUAAAAGGAGACCGUGGUGAAAGAGGACCAGUUGGGCCAAUUGGAGUGGAUGGGAAAGUAGGUGCAAAGGGAGAACAGGGACCUCCCGGCAUACCAGGACCACAGGGAAUUCCUGGAGUAAAAGGAGACAAGGGCUUUCCAGGGAAGGUUGGAGGAAAGGGUGAAUUGGGUGAUCCAGGAGUUGAAGGUUUAGGUGGUGAAAAGGGAGAAAAGGGGGAGUCUGGCGAACCAGGUCCAAAGGGUCAGCAAGGUGUACAUGGAGAAACAGGUUAUACAGGCCCCACUGGAGAUCCUGGCCAGCCUGGAAUACAAGGCCUUGCAGGGCUACCAGGACCAAGAGGACUUAAUGGAGAGAGGGGUGUCCCUGGGAUGCCUGGACGCCAAGGAAUUCCUGGAAGAGAUGCAGGAGAUCAGCACAUAGUUGAAGUUGUUCUGAAAAUGUUGCAGGAGCAACUAGCAGCUGUAGCUGUCAGUGCUAAGAGAGCAGCCCUUGGUGGAGGUGGCAUCAUGGGACCACCUGGACCUCCAGGACCACCAGGACCACCUGGAGAACAGGGAAUACACGGACCACAUGGGCCUCGGGGUAUUCCGGGAAUUAUAGGGGUUAUGGGCCAAAUUGGAAAUACAGGACCCAAAGGUAAACGUGGAGAGAAGGGAGAUCGGGGAGAACAGGGCCGUGGACACCAAGGCCUUCCUGGACCUCAUGGAAUUCCAGGUCUCCCUGGUAUUCCUGGCCAGGCCAUUGAUGGAAAAGAUGGGGAAAGAGGCCCAGAGGGUGCUGCAGGACAACCUGGUAGACCAGGCUUCCCUGGACCAGCAGGUUUGCCUGGAUUUUGUGAAGCGGCAGCAUGUUUGGCAGCAUCUGCCUAUGCCCCAGCCUCUCUGACUGAACCUGGCACCAUCAAAGGUUAAUGAUCAUACUGUUCUCUACGAAUAUUCCCCAGGACAUAAGAAAUAAACUGAAAAUUUCAGAGUAACAUCAGUUGGAGCUGAUUUCCUGCUGGAUGGGCCCACACCCCAAAUGAACCAUCCCAAUGGGCCCCUAACACAGAGAAGAGAUUAUUUUGAGCGGCAGAACCAUUAACUUUGGAAGGAACAAGAGUGAAUUUUUAGAAUUCAUUAUAAUUUCUUAAUCAGUGAUUGAGUACUAUCAACCACUUUCCUCCUAAACACUGACCUAGACACUAUCCUUUCUUUUCCACAUUCUUUGGAUACUUGGGGAUGUGACUUCAAUGAUGGCUUUGAAGGAUAUCUAGUCACUGAGUCAUACCUUCCAUCGGACAUCUAAAGCCAUGUAAUUAUGUCUAAUGCAGAAGACCUCAGUGAAGCACCCACGUAUGCGUCCACCGUUCUGUAGGAAGGGGAGAACGGCAAUGCCUUUAUUCUAAUUGUCAGUGUUACAAAUGGUGGGCUUGAAUUUUGUUUUGGAUAAAAAAACAUAAAGGUCAUUGGUUUUUGCUUUAUUUCUGUGGUUUUUCAUUUGGACCUAUGCUAUGUAAAUGAUGUGACACAGACAUACAGAUCACAGGCACCCUUAUUUAUUCAAGGAGUGCACAGAAUUAUAAGUAAAAUAUGGUUUAUUCCAGUAUUACUUACUGCUGUCUUCACAUUCUGGGAUCCUGUUAAGGUAGGAAUGACUUCUGUGGUAAUUGUACAGCAUGUCUAGAAGGUAAAGACCUGUGACCACAUGCUCCGUACAGGACUAAGCCUAUCUUUACUAGUAGGUGCAAGCUAGUAAAUCAACAGUAUUGGAAACAUCUUCCACCCAUUGACAUUUACUUGUUGCACAUUGCAGCAUUACCUCACUAUUGCUUCAAUUAUUCAGUAUAAUAAACAAGUGAUUGAUGAUAUCAAAACUACAAAAUACAUAAUCCACAGUGGAGCAUUUAUGAAAACUGGUGCACAAGAAAAUGGUGCUAUACUCACAGCUAGCCCCAUUCUGUCUCCUUAAAGGGGUAUUCCAGGAAUCAUAAAAAUGCCCUUUUUCUUUCAAAGACAGCGAACUCAUUGUCUCCAGUUUGGUUGUG